CUUCUCAUCGUCUGAUCUGUGGCUUUUGAUGAGACAUGGUGCUGCCUGACAAAACCUCCAGAGCAUCUGCUCCCAAGAAGAUCCGAGAGCAGCAUGCCCUAAGGCACCAGAACCUGCCCUCCCCGGCUCUGUGCUGUGCUUGCGGCCUUUGUAUCAUGCUGGCUGGCAUCAACAUCACCUUGGUGGGAGCUUUUGCCUUUGGCACCUUCAACCCCCCCAUCAUCAUAGGGCCUCUUCUCUUACUAGUAGCGCUGGCUUUCUUUACAGCAUGCUGUGUGGUUGGCAGAAGACGCCCGGCUCACAUGGUUAAUAAAACCAAAGGUGGGGAAACAUGGGGACUGAUGGGUGUGGGGACAGCAGCUUUUGAGAUGGAAACCAGUGAGCACACUCUUCAGGACACGACAGCUGUUCAGCUGAGCCCUACAAACUCCCUUAACUCCUUUCAUGAGUCUGGCUCCAUCUACGGGGCUGCCGCCGCUCCUCCUUCCUGUCAGGAUGAAGCCGAUGAACUGCAAAUAUCAGAGGAUAUGUUCCAGGGCCAGGAAAGGAAAUGGCAGCUUGUUCGUAUAAUUAUUUAUGUAAAGGGCAAAAAACCAAACGGAAAAAAAGCAGCAUCCAUUUAAAAGAGAUUCUCCUGUAUUAGUAUCCCCUGGACUGAAUGUGGUUAGUGUUUGCAGGACUACACUGCAGAGAGAAGAGAUUCCACCAAACCUCUCUGAGUGGUAAAAGCUGCUCCUGUACAAACCUCUGCUUCAUUUUCUCACAAAACCGUGACAUAAUUGUUGCUGUGUGCUGAGCUGUGUAACA
Molecule: messenger RNA, 807 nt
Organism: Melanotaenia boesemani (Boeseman's rainbowfish)
Lineage: Eukaryota; Metazoa; Chordata; Actinopteri; Atheriniformes; Melanotaeniidae
Product: transmembrane protein 275-like
Exons: 2
Coding region: 36-623 (195 amino acids)
Source: RefSeq, a predicted model, not a curated record